AUGCCUUCCAAGGGCGUAAGGUGCUUCACAUACAUCGCCGUUGACGGGGUGGAGAUUGAGUACACAGUACCAAAACAAAGCGUCAAGCUCAGCUCUCAGCGUCAAUUCCUCCACGACCACCUUGAAGUAGAGUCAUCCAACCUGCCCCAUUUCAAGUUCACGGGAAACUUCGAAUUCAUCGUUCGCCAGCACGGUCAAGAACUCACAAAUCAAUGGGUUGCAAUCAACAGCAUGACAGGCAAGCUAGAAGAUGGCACAAUGGUAAAAAUGGAUCAAACACCUAGCAUCUUCGCCAACGAUCUCAUCAUCACCUAUGGAUUCUACGACGCUGGACCAGGGUUGGCGGAGUUGCCAAAACAACAUCAGUGUUAUAUCACUGUUAGCAAGAAUUACGAGAACUGGAUGCGCGAUGUCAUCCCACAAGGCUCAGAAAAAUCGCACCGUCCUUUCCAUAAAAUGGUUCUACCGUCCUCUCACGACAUUGGAAUGAACAACAUGUCCAGCAGCCUCUCCCUCCUCAAGAACGCAGGUACAGGCGUCAUCAAAGAAGUCCUCGGCCGCAGCCUUCCCCACGCCCUAUCCAUCAUCAACAAAGUCGGCGACGGCGCCAUAAACCGCAUCGCACCAGACAUUAUCCGCGCACUAGCUAUAACGCAGAAGGACACGCUCGACACCAUCCUCAAGAUCGGCGCACGAUACUUUGAAUUCCGCCCCGCAAAGUGCCAUCGCCAGAUGCAAAAGGUGAAUUCCCUCGAGGAUACGUGGUAUUUCCAACACGGCGCCAUACCCGGUAUGCCGUAUCGCGUAUUACUCGACCACAUCAUCCGUUUCCUGGACGAGCACAAGGACGAGAUCAUCGUCGUGCACAACAGAUGGGACGGUGUGCCAGCAGACUGUCCGCGCCCCACCGACGAAGAAUUACUCAGCGUACUCACGCCGCUCCUCGCGGGCAAAGAGCUCAAAGUAGGCAACCAGGACGCCAUGAUGCGGGAAUCUAUUCACAAUCUGCGCGCGAGCCACACUCGCCUCAUUCUCCUAAAGGACUGUGCGCAGGUCUCAAAUUACGACGACGCUGCCAAUGCUACGUUGACUGGCGACUCCAUGGUCGCUAAGCUAUCGGACAUGGCCGAGGACCCGCCAAAGGGUCACCCUAUCACGCUGCUGCAGUGCCAGGCUACAGCGACGAAUAUUAGAGAUGUCAUCGUUGCUAGCGUGCUGGAUAGCGAUGUGAGUACGAGUCCGAUCCUCGCGACGAAGCCGGUGUGUGAUGGCAAGAUACUGCCGCUGCUGAGGGGCGAUAUGGGGAAGAAGUUGACGAGUGAGGAGAGUGUCGUGGUUAUACUUAAUGACUUUUUUGAUGGUGCGACGGCAGAUGUGGCAAUAGAGUUAUGUGAGGAAAGGUUG
Messenger RNA from Alternaria alternata, 1404 nucleotides. RefSeq names its product PLC-like phosphodiesterase. The record is from RefSeq and is a predicted model, not a curated record. The transcript has a single exon. Gene Ontology annotation, molecular function: phosphoric diester hydrolase activity. NCBI's taxonomy places the organism in Eukaryota, Fungi, Ascomycota, Dothideomycetes, Pleosporales, Pleosporaceae. The annotation marks the transcript as partial. Gene Ontology annotation, biological process: lipid metabolic process.